Exophiala spinifera is the source of this 1089-nucleotide messenger RNA. RefSeq lists its product as uncharacterized. NCBI's taxonomy places the organism in Eukaryota, Fungi, Ascomycota, Eurotiomycetes, Chaetothyriales, Herpotrichiellaceae. The record is from RefSeq and is a predicted model, not a curated record. The coding region runs from base 1 to 1089 and encodes 362 amino acids. The transcript has 2 exons.
AUGCCUACCUCACAUUUGAGACGAAUGGCAUCACCGUCAUCUAAGGCGUCAUCACUCCUCAAGGACGCCUUCGGCCUUAUCGUCACCUUCUCCUCCUUAGUAUGCCUCUCCACGGCGCAACAGCAAUCCGACGGCACUCUUGUCGGAUGUACCUCGAUCCCCGGCUGCUCAUCAAAUACAGGCUGCACGGUCGGUAACGCGACCAACGUCUUUCUUGGAGCCACCGCGUUCAACGCCACUUUUCCCACAUCGUCGUUGUCGUCGCCUGAAUCCGAAUCGGUAGAAUUGACGUGGACGGUCGGCGCUCUCUCCUCGACAGCGUCAUCAACGUCAAACACCCUAUUUACCAAGAACUUCUACCUCGGGUACCCGCCCACGCUGGAUCUGAGUGGCACAAGCGCAUUCGCGGGAUGUGCGCUGUUCUUUGAAGGGAUCGCGCGGAGCAUAUCAUUGAACAACAGCGAAUUCGGGAGCAUGACGUGCGGCGCUGCCUUGGGUGAAGGGUGCGCGACCGACUUGCUCGACCAGGCGGAGACGCAGAUCCAGACGCUGCUGAAGGCCGAAGAUGCUUGUGCCAAGCUACAAGAUAUACUUGAGAGAAACCCGCCGCAGAGUUGUAGGGGGCUGGCAACUGUUACGUGGGGGAGUAUUGUCGCGAAAGACCUUACCGGCGCCAAUGCCCCGUUGUCACCACCGCUCCAAAGCUCAUCAUGUCAUCCCACCCUUGGGGGAGAGGAUUACAAUGUCGCGCUGAUCGAGACGCAGACCGUCAGGUCCGAGGAAGUGUCCAGCGACCACACACCCUUUUUCUACUCCAUCACCCCGGUCGUCAGUGUCUUCUACGACGCAUCCUCUUCCACUUCGGCUUCGUCGAAUGCCAAUGCCAAUAUCAAUACCAAGGCGUACAUGUCCUGUCUGAAGGUUGUCGAUGAUGGAGCGUCAGGAUCUAGCGGCGGAGGUGGAGCUGGCAGUCUCUCAACCCAGUCGUCCAAUGGUGCUGCUCCUCUCACGUAUAUGUCUAGUCGGUCGAAUCUACUGGCUUGGGUUCUCACUUGCAUGAGUCUGACAGUGGUCUCAUUCUCGGCGUGA